GCGUUGAAGCAAAACAACUGAUUUCUGUUUAAUAGGAUUGUGCCUAGGGGCAGGACAGGAUGGGAUGUGCAAAACUCAGCGGCCAGAGAAUGUGAAUGCUGUCUCAGCGGGUACUCCGUAGUGCAGUGGUUAGCACGCUCGGUUCACAGCCGAAAGAUCCCGGGUUCGAUCCCCGGGCGGAGCGGAGAAGGAUGGGCGAUCUCCUCACACCCGCGCCCCUGUUCACCCAGCAGCAAAUGGGUACCGGGUGUUAGCCGGGGGUCGUGUCCCGCCUCUCGGGGUGGCGGCCUGGCACCUGCCGCGGCGUGUAGCUGAAGGGUGCAAACCCAUGAUCCCCAAACCCGGCUUCGGCCAUAACCACAAGUAUCGAAACAAAGCAAAGAGAAGAGUUGAAACAAUAGAGGGACCCGGGGGUCUCCCUCUGGUCAAGCGCCGCAGAUCUCGAACCAUCGGUGUCGAGACGCACAGGAAGGCUAGAGGCGAGGUGAGCUUGCCGAACGGCUCUUGUUCUACUCCUCGCCUCGCCCAAGGAACACUCCAGUGCUGCAUUCUUUUAAGGCUGCCAGUCUUCCUUCACUGCGUUGCUGGAUUUGAGGCACGGGAGCGGUUGGAGACAUCGUGGCGCCUCAUCUUGUGGAACCGUGAUAUCCUCCCCCCUCACCCAACAAAGGUUCCUGGUGAGGGUACAAGACGUGAGAACUGCUGGCUGCUGUUGAGUGGGCGAUUCAGGACUGGUGACAAGAGAUUGGUGCUGGUGUUCUCUGCUUCUGCACCAUUUCUUCUGGAAAAUCCUUCUUGUACUACCUUUCUUGUGUUGAACGUUGUGUGUCAGACUCGUGGAUUGACAGUGUUGUCGGUUAAUGAGCAGCAGUGUACUAAGUCCUAGACUCCCUAAAUAUAAUUAAUAUACAUUGUU
Messenger RNA from Scylla paramamosain (green mud crab), 916 nucleotides. RefSeq lists its product as uncharacterized. Lineage: Eukaryota; Metazoa; Arthropoda; Malacostraca; Decapoda; Portunidae. The record is from RefSeq and is a predicted model, not a curated record. The transcript has 4 exons. Bases 329 to 886 code for a protein of 185 amino acids.